CAUUUGAAGACGCUAGCAUUUUAUUUUAAUAAUGUUUUAAAAUAACCCAAAUAUAUAAAAAAAUUGGUAAACAGAGAUCAAGAACUAUUUACACAAAGUUACAUAACUAAUAUGUACAUAUAUGAUAUAAAACUGAAUAAAUAGUAGGACUUCCACGUAAUAUUUUUUAAAGGAAGUUUACAUUUUUAUAUAACAAUGGGUGUACCAGCAUUCUUUCGUUGGCUAAGCCGAAAAUAUCCUAGCGUUAUAGUAGAAUGUGUUGAAGAAAAGCAUGUUGAUGACCAGGGCAAAAUUACACCCGCAAAUAGUUCGUUGCCAAAUCCAAACGGUGUUGAAUUUGACAAUUUAUACCUUGACAUGAAUGGGAUUAUUCAUCCUUGUACACAUCCUGAAAAUAAACCAGCACCAAAAAAUGAAGAUGAAAUGAUGGUUGCUAUUUUUGAAUGCAUUGAUAGGUUAUUUGGCAUAGUGAGACCUAGAAAAUUAUUAUACAUGGCGAUUGAUGGUGUAGCACCUAGGGCUAAAAUGAAUCAACAACGAUCCCGUCGUUUUCGAGCUUCCAAAGAAACAACAGAGAAGAUGAUGGAAAUGAAGCGUAUUAAAGAUGAAUUGAGAAGUAGGGGAGCAGCCUUACCACCAGAGAAACCUAAAGAAGAACAUUUUGAUUCAAAUUGUAUCACACCUGGCACUCCAUUCAUGGAUCGUCUGAGCAAAUGCCUGCAUUACUAUAUUCAUUCAAGAUUUCAAAGUGAUCCAGGGUGGAAAGGUAUUAAAGUCAUCUUGUCAGAUGCCAAUUCUCCAGGGGAGGGAGAGCAUAAAAUAAUGGAUUUUAUUCGAAAACAAAGAGCUCAACCUGAUCAUGAUCCUAAUACCAGUCAUGUUCUUUGUGGUGCAGAUGCCGACUUAAUAAUGUUGGGACUUGCAACACAUGAACCAAACUUCACCAUAAUCAGAGAGGAAUUUAAACCAAAUCAAGCUCGCCCAUGUGAUAUAUGUGGUCAAAUAGGUCAUGAGAUGAAAGAUUGCACUGGCCUAGAAGUACAAGACAUAUCUUCUGAUCAACCAAAAUUUUCUGCAGAACCACAGUUCAUAUUUGUUAGAUUGAAUAUUUUAAGAGAAUAUUUACAGAAAGAAUUGGAAAUGCCAAACUUACCUUUUAAAUAUGAUUUUGAAAGAGCUAUUGAUGACUGGGUCUUUAUGUGCUUUUUUGUUGGCAAUGAUUUUCUACCACAUUUGCCUAGUUUAGAAAUUAGAGAAAAUGCUAUAGAUAGGUUAGUAAAUCUCUAUAAAAAAUGUGUUUAUAAAACUGGAGGUUUUAUAACAGAUUCAGGAGAUGUCAACUUAAGUAGGGUUCAAAUGAUUCUACAUGAUUUAGGAUUGGCUGAAGAUGAAAUCUUCAAGAAAAGACAACAAACUGAGCUGAAUUUCAAGGCUCGCGACAAAGCCCGUAAGCAACGUGAAAGAAAUCAAUUUAAUCAUAAUAGACCGAAUUUUAACUUGUUAAAUAAUACUCCUAUGCAGCCAAUGGCUGUAGGUAAGGAUUCUGGUCAUACAGUUCAUAAUGCUCGGAAAGUGGCUUAUGAUAUGAGAGUGGCUGGAAUGCUUUCUCAAAAUAAAUCUUCUACAACAAAUGCGCCUCUUGAAAGUAUGAUACAUCUGGAUGGCAAGCAACCUCAGCAAAGUAAAGAUAAGGAAGAUGAUGAUGAAUCAGAACCGAAUGAUGAAGUCAGAUUGUGGGAGGAUGGAUUUAAGGACAGAUAUUAUGAAUCAAAGUUUGAUGUGGGUCCUGAUGAUUUAGAGUUUCGAAACAAUGUUGCACUUCAGUAUGUACGAGGAUUAUGUUGGGUACUGAGGUAUUAUUACCAAGGUUGUGCUUCUUGGAAAUGGUAUUUUCCUUAUCACUAUGCGCCUUUUGCAUCUGAUUUCAUUAACAUAGAUGGUCUGUCAACUGAAUUCGAAACUGGCACAAAACCUUUUAAGCCAUUAGAACAGCUAAUGAGUGUGUUUCCAGCUGCUUCAAGUAUUCAUGUACCAGAGCCAUGGGCUAUUUUAAUGAGUGAUCCCUAUUCACCGAUUAUUGAUUUUUAUCCAGUCGACUUCAAAAUUGAUUUAAAUGGCAAAAAGUUUGCUUGGCAAGGUGUUGCAUUGCUACCAUUUGUGGACGAAGAGCGGCUAUUUGAAGCCCUCAAACCAUAUUAUUCAAAGUUAUCACAGGCAGAAAUAAAGAGAAAUGUACGUGGUGAUGAUCGGUUAUACAUUAAUAAAGACAAUUCUGAUUAUGGUUUUAUACGAGGUCUUUAUCAUAAUAAGUUAGAUUCUGAUUCUGAAUACAAUAUUGUGAUGCAAGGGAUGAGUGGAAAAGUGCUUUUGGCUGAAGAUUGUGUCUCAGAAGGUGGCAUUUUGCCUUCACCCGUUCAGGGUCUAAAACCAUUAACUGAUAACACUCUUUAUGUUGUUAGAUAUAGAGAUCCAACUUAUGAAGAAGGGUACAUCUUUCCUGCACGAAGAUUGGAAGGGGCAAUCGAUCCUCCUCGCGUGCUUAAACCAUCUGAUCUCUCAGCAGCUGAAAGCAGGAAUUGGAGGCCCCAAAUUGGUAUGGCACCCUCACAAACACGUGCAUAUCUAGGACAAGCUGGUCAUAGAAUGAUAAAUCAUCAUGCACCUAGAGAUCAACCAAACUAUUCCAAUCCUCAUGCAGGUGGCAAUAGAGGUUAUAUAAAUAAUCAUUCAGGAAACAAUUACAACCAAUCUGGAAGGGGGCAUUAUAAUUCCUAUGCUGGAAGUUCUUCCGGAAGCCAUCAUCAAAACUAUGGUAAUCAAUAUAAUUCAGGUUACACAAAUCCAAGAAAUUAUGGAUAUAAUCAGGAUAGAGGCAAUAAUUACCAGAACAAUCGAAGACCAAACAAAAGACCAUCAGAUUCAGAUAGAGAUUAUAAACAAAAUGAUGGUACUAGAUAUCCCUACAAUAAAAUGCGCCGUACACAAUAAUAUUAUUGAGAAAAACAUUCUGAAAUGGGAUAUAUAUUGGAACUAAAUUUGAUUAUUUUAUUAUUGAUAUGAUGUAUGAUUUAUUUUAGCUAUAAUGAAUAGUGUUUAAUGCUUAUUCAUUCAGAUUUGACCCUAAAUAAUUGUUUA
Molecule: messenger RNA, 3135 nt
Organism: Ctenocephalides felis (cat flea)
Lineage: Eukaryota; Metazoa; Arthropoda; Insecta; Siphonaptera; Pulicidae
Gene: Rat1
Product: 5'-3' exoribonuclease 2 homolog
Exons: 2
Coding region: 196-2988 (930 amino acids)
Biological process (GO): nuclear-transcribed mRNA catabolic process
Cellular component (GO): nucleus
Molecular function (GO): zinc ion binding; RNA binding; 5'-3' RNA exonuclease activity
Source: RefSeq, a predicted model, not a curated record